CUUCACACUCGAAGUACAGUUUGAACAGUUCUAAAUGGAAAGUUGUUCUUGUCAUGGUGAAAACAGUUAAUUCAUAUAAAUUAUUGACAAAACUUUAUUAUCCAAUUUUAACUGUGUGUCUUAAUGUGGUGUUUUUCUUGCUCUUUGUUGCCAAAUGCUCAUCAACAUUGAUUAUUAAUUAAAGUUAAACUUUGAUGAUAAGAAAAAAAAAGUUGAUUAACAAAACUUAAUCAAGAGUAUAAAAAAAAACAAGAUAGAAAAACAAUUUAACAACAACAAAAAAAAAUCAAAUUUCAACAAAAAGUUUCUCAAAAAACAGUCAAAAAAAAAGCGAUUACAAAACAAAUUUUAAUCAAUUGAAGACAAUGUUAGUUAAAACUAAUUGUAACCAUCAUAUUGAUUGUUACAAAAUGUUUAAUUACUCAAUAGGAUAUUGGAUUAGUGCAAUUAUUUGUUUAACAGCAACAGUUACCUGUGCCUAUGAAGUAACACCAUUUACAGAUCAACCUUUCGCAUCACUUAGCUACACUGCCGUUGUCCGUGGUAAGGCCGCUUUACCGUGUCAUGUGACGACAUCGACACCCGAUGAUUCAGUAGCACUCAUCUUGUGGUAUAAAGAUGAUGCCUUAGCACCAAUAUAUACAUUGGAUGCUCGAAAAGGUACAUUGGAUCAAGCACGAACUUUGACCGCGCCUGUACUUCAAGGUCGAGCCUUUUUUAACCUUCAUAAUCGACCUGCUUUUUUAAAGAUUGAUCCAGUUCGUUUAUCCGAUUCUGGUGAAUAUCGAUGUCGAGUUGACUUCAAAAAAGCUCGGACAAUCAAUACUGUAAUUAGUUUAAAAGUAAUCGUUCCACCGGAAGAGCCUACAAUAUCAAUCACUGAUGAUAUUAAUCUUAAAGGUUUAAUUGGACCUUAUAAUGAAGGGGAUACACUUAAACUCAUUUGCACAACAAUUGGAGGUAAACCUCGACCAUCGUUGACCUGGUGGCGUGAUAAUUUAUUAAUAGAUGACACAUUUGAAUAUACAGACAAAGAAGUGACCACAAAUCAGCUGACGAUAUCAUCUUUAUCAAGACAUCAUCUUUUAUCAAAAUUAACCUGUCAAGCGGUCAACAAUAAUAUGACCAUACCCUUGGCUACAUCAAUAACCUUAGAGCUCAAUUUGAAACCAACCGAAGUGCAUAUUACUCAAUUAUCACCGAUUCUGGUUUCCCUGAAAGAGGCAACAUUUGAAUGUAAAACAAUAGGAUCAAGACCAAAGCCAAACAUUUAUUGGCUUUUUGAUGGUAAAAAACAUUCAACUGGAGUAUCAGGAGAUCAAGUGGUUACCAGUCGGAUAACAAUUAACGUAAAUAAAUCACAUAACGGUGCAAUGUUAUCAUGUAUUUCAGAAAAUCCUAAAAUAUUAAACUCCCAGAUAACUGAUCAGUUACAAUUAGAUAUUCAAUAUAAACCUCAAGUUAGACUUGAAUUUGGUGCACCAACAUCAUCAUCAACAGUAAUUCAGGAAGGAAAUGAUGUUUACUUUGAUUGUAAAAUAAAUUCCAAUCCUAAACCAAUAAAAUCAGUUCAAUGGAGAUUUAAUGGCAAUCAAUUGUCACCUAAACAAGGAAUCAUUCAGAGUAAUCAAAGUUUGGUUUUGCAAAAAGUUUCUCGUCAACAAAAUGGUCUCUAUCAGUGUAUCGUUACAAAUUCCCAGGGAACUGGAAUAUCAAAUGAAAUUAAUCUCGAGAUUCGAUUUGCUCCUGUUUGCCUUUACAGUUUCAUAUUAACUUAUGGACUUGCCUUACAUGAAUCGGCUGUGCUUCGUUGUUACGUUGAAGCAAAUCCUGAGAAAGUUUCAUUCCAAUGGCGAUUCCAGGAUAAAUCUGAUCCUUUGAGCAGCUCAAUACAAUCAAAGGGAAAAUUUUCUGAUCUUAUAUAUACUGUUAAUUCAUCCGAUGAUUAUGGUAUCGUUUAUUGUAUAGCCAAAAAUGAUAUUGGAUUACAACGUAGCCCCUGUAAAUUUUUAAUUAAACCAGCAGUGCCACCAGAGUUUCCUUAUAACUGUAAAAUAGUUAAUCAAUCAGAUGAUUCACUUUUAAUAAGCUGUAUCUUCAUCGGUAAAUUAAUCACUCCAACAAUUAAUAAUAACAAUAAUGCUCAAUUUCUGGGUUCAAAUAGCCUUAAAAAUGAUGAUGCCUUAACACCGUCCUCUUUAUACUCAAACUUAUCAUCAACAACAUCAUCAUCAUCAAUAAUAACAGAAAUAACUUCAUCAUCAUCUGUAAUGGACACAAACAUAUCAUCAUCAUCAUCAUCAUCAUCAUCUGGGCAACAAUCAAAUAGUAUAACUGUUCAUCCGAGGACAAUUUAUUUUGCUGAAGUUUAUACAAAAAAUGACCAAAUCCUUGUUUCCAAUGUAACCAAUACAAAUUCAGGUUAUUAUUUUAGUGGUAAAGCUAAUGUUGGAUCAUCAUCUAGAUCAAAUGAAUUACCGUUAUCAUCAUCAACAUCAUCAUCAAUUAAUUUCCUUACCAGUUCACCUGAGCUUGGUGAUACAGCUGAUCCACUGGAAAUGAUUGAAUCAUUUUCACGGCCAAUUGAAUUUUUCAUAACCUCAUUGGAAUCAUCAACUUUAUUCAGUAUCAAUAUUUAUGCAGUUAAUUCAUUUGGCCGUAGUGAUAAGAUUACAUUGGAAGGGUCAACUUUAAGGUCAGCGGAAAAGUUGGUCGAUAGUUUUGCUGAUAUUGGAUUAGGUGAUUAUGGUUCAACCAGUGGGAUUGGAGGUGGGUCAAGUGUGGGUGUUAAUGGUUUACGUGUUGGUGGAACCACAAAUGAGGGAUUAAAGAAAAGUUCAUCUUCGGCUGCAUCGCCAUUUGGAUUAUCGGUUGAUGAUGGGGUCACUUUACUCAGAGGAAUACCCUUGUUGUUAAUACUUCUCAUCGGUGGUAUCAUUACCGUUUGUGGUACCGUUUUCCUUGGUAUUGUGGCCAUUUUCCGUCUUCGACGAAAUAUUUUGGUCAAUGGUGAUAAUUCAAGGGGUUCAGGGAAAGUUGAAGGUGGAAAAGUAGCCAAUGGUGGUAAUGGUAGAGGUGGAGAUGAUAAUAUGAGUGUUACAGAGCGGAUUUCCGGUUCCUCUAUUGUCCAACCGGAAUUAUUAACACUCACUUCACAAUCAUCAAAUGCAACUCAUCAUCUAAAUCAUUUGUCAUCAACUAAUGGACUAACCACUAAUAAUGCAAUCAUGUUUCGUGAUGAUGAUGAUGAUUGUUACUGUGAUAAUACAAUUUCUGAAUCACUAUUAAUAUCUGGUAAUGUUAAUCAUUCUCAUAAUAAUGAUCAUCAUCAUCUUUCUUAUCAUCAUCAUCAUCACCAAUCCUCCCUGCCCAAUGCUAAUCAUCAUCAUCAUCCUAACUCUCAUCUUAAUCAACACAAUCAAAGGCAAUCAAAUGUUCAACUACACCGGAUUAAUGAAUCACCAAAUGACAAUGGUACUAAUAAUAAUAACGAGGGUCAACUUGGUGGUUAUGAUAAUUUCAAUUCAGAAAAAGGUCCACCUGAUAUUAUACCUUCAAUUGGUUAUCAAGCAGGAGGCGGAAAUGGAGGUGAAGAAGGAAGAGGAAAUAUGGAGAAACAAUUUCUAGCUUAUGGAUAUUCGGAGGAUUUGGAUCAAUCAAAUGGCAAUAAUAUCGUUGAAUAUGCUGAGCUUGCAUUCCCUGGAGGUGGACCAUUGAAUGCUAAACUAUCUUCCCAUCAGGUCAUUUUCCCGUUGCCCGGAGGUCGUUUAAAUCAAGUUACAUCUUCAAAUAAUAACAUUAACAAUUUGAACAACAAUAAUAACAAUUUAAAUGUGACAAAUAAUAAUAACACCACCAAUCAGAUUGUUAAUCACCCUGAACGGAUUGAAUAUGCAAAGAUUGAGUUUCAAAAAAACUCUCGUGUCAAUAUAAUCACUUCUGGAAGCCCGAAAUUUGAAUCAACUGUUUAAUUAGCUGAAACUUUAAUUAGCAAAUUAAAUCAAUUAACAUUAUGGUCAACAGGAAAUAAAAAUUUGUCACAAUUUGCCAACAAUCAAGAUUUGAUCAAUUAUAUGAGAGCUUCCAUCAGACUAAUGAAAUCAAAUUUAGACACAACAAUUAAUUAAUAUUUGCUAAUUGUUGAAAUGUCAACUCUUUUUCAUCUCUUAAUCCAAACCAUUAACUACCUCAAUCUUAAUUGUAAAUCCAUAUGAUUAACUCUCAAAUGGAUUAACCAACAUGUUUGACAAUAUGAUUUAAAGCAAAACAUAAUUAAUACAAUUAAUUAAAACUUAUCAAACUUUUUUUGUACCUUUUCAGUUUAAUUUUGAACAGAAUUUAAUUCAGUUUCCAAAUGAUUAAUGAUUAUAUCAUCUAUGCUCAUGUAAUUUAAAUUACUAGAAAUUUAAUUAUUUUUUCUAGAUUAAAAAUUUUCUAUU
Molecule: messenger RNA, 4439 nt
Organism: Panonychus citri (citrus red mite)
Lineage: Eukaryota; Metazoa; Arthropoda; Arachnida; Trombidiformes; Tetranychidae
Exons: 15
Coding region: 366-3971 (1201 amino acids)
Source: RefSeq, a predicted model, not a curated record